Molecule: messenger RNA, 5250 nt
Organism: Zingiber officinale
Lineage: Eukaryota; Viridiplantae; Streptophyta; Magnoliopsida; Zingiberales; Zingiberaceae
Product: probable helicase DDB_G0274399
Exons: 8
Coding region: 435-4541 (1368 amino acids)
Molecular function (GO): helicase activity
Source: RefSeq, a predicted model, not a curated record
CUUCGCCCUUUUGAUUCAUGAAAUAAAGCCCUAGGGCCGCCCGCCAGCCGUUCGUUUGGAAUUGAAACCCUAGGCUUCGCCCCGCGUAGGAUUGUUGCGAUUUGCCAUUAUACGGUAGAUUGCUUGACAAGAGAACCGUUUGGUUGUCUCUGCAAUUGGUUCUUCGAGCCCCUGAUUCAUAGCUUGGCAUAUAGAGCAGAACUGUUGUUCUCGCAAUAGGGCAGAAAGUGCUUGGUUGUCAAUAGGCAAUUCGUGGCUUGACAUGUAGGCCAAUUCUGUAUUUCCUGGAUGUUGAUAGCCUGCGGUAGUAUAGAUCAGAAAGUUUUUAAAGAAGUCAGUUUCAACAAAUAAUCCUGCAAAAGUGCAAGGUGAAGCUUUGUGCAUGAGACUUUAGUAUAGUGUAAUCCGAUAGCUUUUAUGUGUGUACAUAUGAAAUGGGUGGUUCUGGAAGACUUCUAUUUGAUCUUAAUGAACUACCAGAAGAAGAGGUAAAUGUGGACGAUUGCCCAAUCGUUUAUCAGCCACAAAAAUCUCUUCCAGUUUCCACGUUGAACAGUUCAACUCUUUUGCCAUCAUCUGAAGCAUGUCAAAGGAUACAGAAUAACCAUGCUUUCACACAUGCGUCGAUCGGUUCUUGUUUUCAACCUUUUGUCAGAAAAGAAGUGUCAAAGAAACCAAAAGAAUUUGAAAAAUUAGGAGUUGAAUCAAAUACAGACCAAGCUUCAACAUCUGUGGCUUCAAGUUUUGAAGAUGUUAACAAAAUUAACAUACUGGUCCAGUCAGGUUGUCAGGGUGGCCAGACAGUUGAAAGAGAAGAAGGGGAAUGGUCUGACAUGGAUGUCAAUGGAGAUGAUAAUGCUAGCAUUUCAAGCAAUAAGCAAGAGAUACUUGAUGAUGAAACUACAGAGAAGCAGAUAAUGAAUGAAGAAAGUCGGUCUUGUGGUAAGGCUGAUGGUAGUGGUCAUAACAAUUCUAGUCUUUUGGGAAUUACUGUUAAUGAAGUUUGUGAACCAAUAAGAGAUCCGAAUGAGAAUCUCCCUGUCUCAGAGAACUAUGCAACUUACAAUUCUAGAGUAGACGCCCCUGUUGAUGGAUUUGGGGAAUCUUCAAGUGUAAAACCAAGAGAAGUUAAAGGAGUUGAAGCAAGUCAUGCUCUGAGAUUUGCAAGUAAUCCUGUUAAGAGGCCUAAAAUUGAUGAGCACAAGGAGGCAAUGUUGGGUAAAAAGAGAGCCAGACAAACUGUCUUCAUAAAUGUGGAGGACGCAAAGCAGGCUAGUUCAAUGAAAACAACCCCUAGGAGGCAGACUUCUUUUCCAGCAACAGUUGUUACCCGAACUGUUAAGGAUUCAUCUCGUGCUAGUACUCCUGUUAUUGAACGAGGCACUGAAAGGCCAAAUACUAAAGAUCAAAAGCAAUCUGACUUCAUGAGCACCGAAGGUAGUUCAACUUUGGAAUCAGGUAACCUGAAAAAUGAACCAAAUGGGGAUGCCAUUUCAGGUCCAGGUCGCCCAAAGAAGCUGAAUCACAAUGAGGUUUUUUCAGAAACAUAUCCCUCAGUUUCAAAGCAGGUCCCUUCGAAGCAGUCUGUGGACACCAGACAAUUCACAAACUCUUCUGUUUCAUCUAGGAAGCCUCUUGUUUCUGGACUAGGCAACACAGAUCAGAAAUUAGGGGUAAAAAAGAAUACUUCUUCCAAGAGGCAGAAUUCAAUCAACCAUCAAUACCAAGAUACAUCUGUAGAACGUCUUCUUAGGGAGGUGACAAGUGAGAAAUUUUGGCAUCAUCCAGAAGAGACAGAUUUGCAGCGUGUUCCUGGUCAAUUUGAGUCCGUUGAAGAAUAUGUGAGAGUUUUCGAGCCUUUGCUUUUUGAGGAAUGCCGAGCACAGUUGAACAGCACCUAUGAGGAGCUUCAGGAGAAUACAACAAGGGAUGCAUAUAUAAUGGUUCGCAUAAAGAAUGUUGAGAGAAGAGAGCGAGGGUGGUUCGAUGUUAUUGUUCUUCCAGUUCAUGAAUGCAAGUGGAAUUUUAAGGAAGGAGAUGUUGCUGUUUUGGCAUAUCCAAGCUCUGGUGCAGGCAGAUCAGGUAGAAGAGGUAAUUAUAGUACAAAUGAUGAUGAUGCUGAACACGAGACUCCCGGACGUGUUGUUGGUACGGUAAGGCGACAUAUUCCUAUUGACACACGUGAUCAGCCUGGAGCCAUUUUUCAUUUCUAUGUUGGCGACUUGUAUGAUUCUAGUAGCAAGUCUGAUGAUCAUAUCCUGAGGAAGCUUGAACCCAAGACUACUUGGUACCUAACUACCCUUGGUUCCCUUGCCACUACUCAGCGUGAAUACAUAGCUCUGCAUGCUUUUCGUCAUCUUAACACCCAGAUGCAAUCUGCAAUAUUGAAGCCUAGUCCGGAGCAUUUUCCAAAGUAUGAAGAGCGGCCACCUGCUAUGCCUGACUGUUUUACUCAAAAUUUCGUAGAUCAUCUACAUAGGACGUUCAAUCUUCCACAGUUGGCUGCAAUCCAGUGGGCUGCUAUGCACACUGCUGCUGGUACCAAUAGCAGAGGAACUAAGAGACAAGAUCCUUGGCCUUUUACUCUUGUUCAAGGUCCACCAGGAACUGGAAAAACACAUACAGUUUGGGGAAUGCUUAAUGUGAUUCAUCUUGUCCAAUAUCAACAUUACUACACUGCACUGCUCAAGAAACUUGCGCCUGAGAGUUAUAAGCAAACAACUGAGAUUAAUUUAGUGAAUGCCAGCAGCGGAUCAAUAGAUGAAGUCUUACAGAAUAUGGACCAAAGUCUCUUAAGGACUCUUCCAAAACUUUGUCCAAAACCAAGAAUGCUAGUGUGUGCUCCUUCAAAUGCUGCCACAGAUGAGCUGUUAGCAAGGGUUCUUGAUCGUGGCUUCAUUGAUGGAGAGAUGAAAGUUUAUCGACCUGAUGUAGCUCGUGUUGGAGUAGAUUCACAGACCCGAGCUGCUCAGGCAGUGUCUGUUGAGCGAAGAACUGAACAACUUCUGCAGAAAAGCCGUGAUGAAGUAAUUAAAUGGUUACAUGACUUGAAAUGUCGUGAAGCUGAACUGGCACAGCAAAUAGCUCGCCUGCAGAGAGAGCUCAGUGUUGCAGCUGCCGCUGGUAGGUCGCAAGGAUCUGUAGGUGUUGAUCCUGAUGUUCUCGCUGCUAGAGAUCAAAACCGUGACAUGUUACUCCAGUAUCUUGCUGCAGCCAUAGAGAACAGGGAUAAAGUUCUUGUUGAUAUGUCACGAUUCCUUAUACUGGAAAGCAAAUUUCGUUCUGGGAUUAACUUUAAUAUGGAAGAUGCUCGAGCCAACCUUGAAGCAAGUUUUGCUAACGAAGCUGAGAUUGUUUUUACAACUGUUUCAAGCAGUGGCCGGAAAAUAUUCUCUCGUCUCACCCAUGGAUUUGAUAUGGUGGUUAUUGAUGAGGCUGCUCAGGCAAGUGAAGUUGCAAUUCUCCCACCACUGUCACUUGGUGCUGCAAGAUGUGUUUUGGUAGGUGAUCCACAGCAACUUCCUGCAACUGUUAUCAGUAAAGCUGCUGGAACUUUACUUUAUAGCAGAAGUUUGUUUGAGAGAUUUCAACAAGCUGGAUGCCCGACACUAUUGUUAUCUGUUCAGUAUAGGAUGCACCCUCAAAUUCGUGAUUUCCCAUCACGCUAUUUCUAUCAAGGACGUCUGACUGACAGUGAGAGUGUUGUUAACUUAGAGGAUGAGGUUUACUAUAGAGAUCCUCUGUUACAUGCUUAUGCAUUCUAUGAUAUUACACAUGGAAGGGAGUCACAUAGGGGAGGAUCUGUCUCUUACCAGAAUGUUCAUGAAGCUCAAUUUUCUCUAAGGUUGUAUGAACAUUUACAGAAGUUUGUCAAAUCAAAUGGUGGGAAAAGGGUAACUGUUGGCAUAAUUACGCCUUAUAAAUUACAGCUUAAAUGUCUUCAACGAGAAUUUGAGGAUGUGCUCAAGUCUGAAGAAGGCAAGGACAUAUACAUCAAUACAGUUGAUGCAUUCCAGGGUCAGGAGCGUGAUGUAAUUAUCAUGUCGUGUGUGCGUGCCUCAAAUCAUGGAGUGGGAUUUGUUGCUGAUAUCCGCCGAAUGAACGUUGCCCUUACUCGGGCUAGGAGGGCCUUAUGGGUGGUUGGCAAUGCUAAUGCGCUCAUGCAGUCUGAAGAUUGGGCUGCAUUGAUUGAUGAUGCUAAAUCAAGAAAAUGUUUCAUUGACAUGGAAAGCAUUCCAAAGGAAUUCUUACUGCUCAAAGGAUCUGCUACUGCUCCUGCAAAGCCGACAUUAAAUAGCACAAGGAGUUCGCGAAGUGGUCAUAGACAAAGGCACUUAGAUGUGCUCCCAGAACCCAAGUCUGGAACACAGUCUGAAGAAGAAGAUAAGCCCAACCAUUUCCCAUCUAGAAAUGGAAGCUAUAAAAAUGUAAAGAUGAAUGAUGCUUCAUUAGAUGAUAUUGGCCAUUCAAUCGAAAAGUCUAAAAAUCCUUCUCAGUAUAGCAUGUCCAAGAGGCAAAACACUUCUGGAUCUUCAAAAUGAGAGAUAAACAAGUUCACAUCUGCAGGCAUGUCUUUCUUCCAUCAUUGAGUUUAUAAUUUUCAACUGUCUGGCAAGGCCAGGGAGCUUUGGUCUCACAGGCAAGACACUUUUGGUCAUGGCUCGUCCACGAUCACUUGGGUGGAUAAAUAUGUGAUACAUGAUUAGGAGAAUGGUCAGCAAGAUGAUGAUGGCUUUCCUGCCGCUCUGCGCCAGAGGUGGGAAGAUCCGUGCUGCACAGGGCCUGGAGACCAAGCACCUCUUGAUCCCCAUGUAAGUUUUAUGAAGCAAAAUGUAUUUUGGAAGGAACCUUCCACUAACAGCAGACCUUGUUCCUACUGCCAGUUGAAUUGCCACAAUUUCAGACCAUCACACGUUGAUAACGACAGGGAUUACACGGUUAGUGCAGUGAUAUCUUAUUGGUCUUGGACGAUCAUCAGGUAAAUAACAUCAAGCGAUUACACAGUCCCGUCAUAACUUCACAUAUUUUCUGUGCAGUAUAAUGCUUUAGGUUAAAUUCCUUCUGUACAAACUGAGUUGUAGAUCAAACAGUAUCGGAGGGUUAACCUGACGGUAGGGAGAUUGGGAAGGCGGCUGCUUUUGUUCAUAACCUUUCUUUUUUUUUAAGCUGUAUUAAGUUGAAUAGUUAAUUAAUUCUUUCUGUAAUAGUGUACGAGAAAUGCUCUAUACAACAAUUUGUCAAAUUCCUAGA